CUCUAAAUACUAAGUACGCGCACAAAUAAUUUAAAUACAAAAAAAACAUCGAACCCCAUCGCUGCCUCCUCGUCAUCCUCCUCCUCCAUCCAGCCAUGAACCUCGUCCGCGACAUCGUCGAGCGCCCGUCCGGGGCUCCGGAUCAGAGUCUGCAGAAUAUAAUACCGCCCCGAACCGCUCCCGCCCCAAAGAAAUCUCUCUGGCGCACGCGGCAGCAGAAAUCCUCUUCCUCAUCCUCAUCCUCAUCAUCAUCAGCAACUCCAUCAGCAAACCCAGAUCUAUCAACUUCAUCUACACCAUACUCCCUCGCCCCCCGUUCCGGCGUGCACACCCCCCGCAGCAAUGUUCAUCUCGACCCGAACUCCGAGGCCGCGCGCAUCAGCGCCGAGAACGACGCGCGCAUCGCGUCGAUGAGCGCAGCUGAGAUCGAGCAGGAGAAAGCAGAGCUCGAGGCUUUGCUCCCGCCUGGGUUGCUGCAGCGCAUUCUCACGCGCGAUCCGACUGCUGCGGACGCGAUUUUGGGCGCGAGCAGUUUUGACGAGAAGAGCGGGAGUGGUAAAGAUGAGGAAGGGGGUCUGGAGGUGGUCGAGAAUAUUCCUUCUGCUUCACAGCAGCAGGAGCCUUCCUCACAGCAGCAGGAGCAGCACAAAUCGCGGCAACCGACACUAGAAGACGCCGACGACGAAGACAAUCAAGAACCACAACAGACCCAACCACCCACCCACACCAAACAGAAAAAAGUGACCUUCGACGACUCCGUCACAGUCUCUGCCCCCGCAGACAUCUCCCCCUCGCCAUGCACCCACUUCCCCACGCCACCCUCCACAGAACUCGACCCGACCGACCCCGACUUUCUCCAAAAGCUGCACGACAAAUACUUCCCCGACCUCCCGCAGGACCCGAACUCGCUCGCGUGGAUGCAGCCCGUGACCGAGGACGAAGACGAGUCAUCGCCGUACUUCCCCUCCCAGGAGUCCGUCUCGCCCGCCGACAUCCGCUUCGACUUCCGCGGCGACAUCAUCCCGCCGUCGCGCGCGCUCGCGCUGCCGACAACGCUGGGCCUGCACCACCACUCUGACUCGCCCGGAUACGCGGGCUACACGAUUCCCGAGCUCGCGCAUCUGUGCCGGAGCAGCGUGCCUGCGCAACGGGCGAUCGCCGUGCAGGUCGUCGGCCGGAUUCUCUACAAGCUAGGCGUGAACAACUACGGCGAGUACGUCGGCGACGCGCUCUGGGAUAUCGUGCAGCACACAAAAGUGAUUGAGUCGAUCGUCGAGGCCGCGGACGAGAAGAAGACGCGGCAUCUUGGAUUGCGGACGGUUGCUGUUGAGGCGCUGUGGCUUUGGAAGAAGGGCGGCGGACGGAUGCGCAAGACAGAUUAACGAAUAGUUUAAUUAUACUACAUAUG
Molecule: messenger RNA, 1408 nt
Organism: Myxozyma melibiosi
Lineage: Eukaryota; Fungi; Ascomycota; Lipomycetes; Lipomycetales; Lipomycetaceae
Product: RPAP1-like protein
Exons: 1
Coding region: 96-1382 (428 amino acids)
Biological process (GO): transcription by RNA polymerase II
Source: RefSeq, a predicted model, not a curated record